UGUCCCUGCUGAGAAAGGAGUCCAUAGCAAAGGAUGUUGUUUCCUUUAAGUCUGCUUUGGAGGAAAUGAAAUGUUCCACCAUAUGGAAAUCAAAUAGCAAGUUUCAGAAAUACUUCAACCAAAUUUGGUAUCCUCAUCAUAAGCGAUGGAGCAAGGCUUUCAGGAGUGGUUCCAUUGAAAUUGUAGCUGGAACAAACAAUGGAAUUGAGUCCCAACACAAGAUUCAUGCACAGGAAAACUAGUUACGGUCUUUCAGUCAUGUUAAAAACUCUCAUAAAUGACUUCUUUCCAGCCAGAUAUAGGGGAUAUGUGGACUUGAAUUUAUUUUCAUCUGGAAAAUUCCGUAAGUUUUCAUCUGAUGUCCCAGAACAGCUCCAUAAACGGCCAAAGAAGUUUGUUAAACAUUGUAUGGAAAGGCUGGAGGCUGCAAAAGAUAUUGAGAGGUCUAAUGUGAAGUCCGUUGAAAACGAUUCUUUCAACAUCAUCAGUGGCAAACGAACAUAUAAUGUAACCUUAGGCAGUGAAGACAGAUUUCCUUGUUGCGAAUGCAGUGAUUGGGAUGAACACCACAUGCCAUGUAAACACAUGUUCGCUGCUAUGAAACGCAAUGGAGAAAUCGAUUGGGAGCAAAUAUCACCUCUGUAUAUGAACUCGGCGUAUUGUACUAUCGAUGAUUUGGCUUGUGCUACUAAUAAAAUACCAACAGAUGAUAAUACCGGUCCAACAGACUUGGAAGAUGAAUAUGAAAAUGUCAGUAAUAUCCCUGCAGAUGAUGGUACAGACCUGACGGACGUGCAAGAUGAGACUGAUUCUGUAAAUGUCAAUAAAGUGGAGAACGAGCAAAGAAUUGCUAGAGACGUAAUUAAAAAAUUGACAAGUAUGACCUAUGAUAUAACGGACACAUUAACACUCAGAAAGAUACAAAAUUCAGUAAAUAUACUUAUAAAAGAAGUUGAUGUGAGGAGUACCAUUAGUUCAUCAAAAUAUGUACCUCUUCGGAAAAGAAGGUCAUUGAGGAAGCAUUCCAAGAGAUGUGGCGUAAAAGCUAGGAAUUUAAAGAAACAUUCAAAGUUGGAAAUCCCAAAAGAUGUGCCAGUUUAUGAUCAUACUUCUUCAUGUGACAAGGAAGGACAGCUUUUUGAGGAUGUUUCUGUUCCUGUCAUUCCAUGCUUGCCAGAAGACUGCAUACCUGAAAACCACCCUGAAUUAUGCCAAGAAGUAGAGAGGAUGUGGAAAUCCAGGUCUGAACAGCUUGAACCUAGAUCUGUUGGACCUUAUCCAUUAACAGCACAAUCAUUUUGGUGUACCAAUAACCUUUUGUGUGAUGAGGUUAUUGAUGCCUUUCUGCAUGAAGUAGUGGGUCGAUACCAAGGUCAAAAGGUCUACCACUUAAACUGUAUUACCAUGACUUCCAUAUUUGAAGCACAGCAGGAAAUACAUCGCUGUCUAAGAAGAGUUCCAUCAUUGAUGAUGUACGACACCAUAAUAGGUGCAUACAAUGAAGCUGGUUGUCACUGGUGUUUGAUUAUUAUACUUCCGAAGGAGAGGAAACUGUUAUAUAUAAAUCCUCUCGGAACUUUGGAUGUAUUAGAACAAGACAUUGUUCUGAAAUGGUUCAACUUCCUGAAAUCCAGGUAUGAUGAGGGAAUUGAUUCGGUAUUGCCAGGGGAAUGGGACAUGGAAACACCCUGUCAUGCAAAGCAGUCGGAUGGAAGUUCUUGUGGGAUUUAUGUGUUGAAAUUGGCUGAGAAUUAUUUGGCAGGAAGGACAUUGGCUUUUGAAUGGAGCAAGGAAGAGGUCCAGCAUGCACGUCUGUCCUUAGCAGUUUUCCUCCUGAGUGUUUCCAGGUCAACUGCAGCGGUCUGUGUUGAGGAAGAUACUGCCAACUGUGAGGACAGUAAUCAGGAUAGAACCAGUGCCGAUGACAAAGAUGAGAAGACGUAUAAGCUUAGAGGAAUGAGGCGACUGAAUCGUAAAAGGUCAAGUUUUGUGUACCCUGAGGUGAAGGUUGAACCAAAAAAGAUAAAACUGUAUUGCCUGUGCCAGCAGCCGAAUGAUAAGAAGAGAUUUAUGAUAUUCUGCGACUUUUGUUUGGAGUGGUUCCAUUUAGAAUGUCUUGGUAUAGAGAAAAAAGACAUCCCAAAGAAAGGCAUGCCCUUCAUAUGCACACAAUGUUCAGUCUUCUCUGUUCCUGAUGUAUUGAAGCCUUCACUUGAUGAUGAUGAAGAGGAAGAGGAGCUGGAGACCAACUUUUUCAUAGAUACAAACACCCUCUGCAAACAUAUGUCAGCAGCGGUAAUCAGGGUGAAGUGCAUUGUUAGCAAUAAAAGCCAAAAGAGGAAGGAACCAUGGAUGGCUCGGCAUUUGUUGUACAGAAAUGGAAAAAUGACAAAGAGUAAUGGCUAUGGCUAUGCAGUUUUUAGUCAGCGGGCUGUAGAGUGUGCCAGAUUUUAUGUAAAGAAGAUGUUCCUGAAAAAUGAAUACCGCUCAUUGUUUCAUUAUGAAGGAACAGUUACCGGCAUGAGUGACCAAAAACUUGUACAGCACUUUAAAUCUGAUAAACAUACACCGUUAGCAGAAAUGUAUAUUGAUCAGGUUUUGGUGCCAGAGGCACUUUGUUGUGUAAUACAGGACUUCACUGGAUGGGACUAUCAGUACUGUGAUGAGCAAUGUUCAGUGGUUCUUCAGGCCUCUAAAUUACAAGCCUUAAAAGAUGGAUUUAAAAUGAGUAAAGGAAAGAAAGCAGAAUUGCUCCAGAAAUUAGAACCCAAUGAAACAGUUGAAUGAAAUAGUUUUCCUACUAUGGGGUGUAAUGGAAUGGUCAGGCAUUACUUCUUUAGAAAGUUAGUAACUGAUAUCUGACUGACAAUGCAACUACUGGCUCAAUUACAUUAGGUGAUAUGUAAUAUCAAUAAACUUGUUUGGAACUUGAGGAAGUCUGGUACUGAGUGUAUAUAUUACCAUAAUAUAAAAUGUUGAAGAUGACAAAACAUGCAGAAAUGACUGUUCUUUACAUGAUAUCAGUCAAAUAGUUUGACACAUACUGUUUAAUUAAACAGUUUCUCUUCGUUGUGUAGUUGUAUUACAUUUUACGGUGGGACAAUUAUUAAGAUUAUAAAAUUAGACUUCAAAUUAAAGUUGACAAGAUGGCAAACAAAUUUCUUAUUUUGUUGUGCUCCAAAAAUCAGAAUAUUAUUAAAAACAUUGCUGUUUGUAUAUACCCUGCUUUAAAAUGUUACAUUUUUCUGGAGACAGUUUAAUUUGUAUAUUAUUGUAUGUUUACUUAUUUAACACCUGUUGUUAUAUCUUUUGUGGCAGUUUUAAUUUCAAAUAACAUUAGUUUCAUUUUUGCAAAGCUAAUGCUUUUCUCUUGCAGGACAAUAUAAAGCCACAGUAUUAAAACUACAAGUAUAUUUUAAUUCUGCCCAUGUCUUUUCUUUGUUUUGCUUUUGCAAUAUAUGAAUUUUGAAAAGAGAUCCUUUUAAAUGGUAUGAAGGAUAACAUGAUAACAUUUACUUUGAUAUUUCAUAAAAUAGCUGUUGUCUGUGAAUGUUUAAUGUGUAUUAUUGGUAAUUGUUUUUGAUUUUUGACAAAUAUAAUGUAAGCUCUUAUGAAUAGAGUAAUUACAGUUUCAUUCCAGAAUUUUUGCCACUAUUUUAUGUAGCCUUGGUAAUAUAUUCAAAAUAAUUUUUGCAUUUUACUAAGACCUUUCGUAGAAUAAUAUGAAUAAUGAGCUAUUCUACUCACCUGGGCAUCCACCUUAGCACAAAGGUCACACUUUCGUACAGUUUUGGGUGCAAGGUCAUAUGCCAGUUACCAUUUUAGGUGUUGCAUUGAAGAUUUCAUUACUUCUUAGAAAACACGCCUACUGAAAUGACCAAGUUUGAAUGUGUUACAAUUAUAGCCUUUUAUACUUCCCAGCCACAUACUGAAACAAAACACAAUAAGAUAAGUCUGUGUGAAUUUUAUAUAAAUUAGGGACCUUUUUAAAAUUUAAAAAUCUCAAAAUUAAUUGGAUAUGAAUGAAAACCUAUUUGAUAUGUUUAACUUUAUACAUUUUAUGUUUAUGUUCAUUCUGUCUGGAGUAUGUUUUCCAGUUAAUUUGAAAUCAUCCUUCGAUUUUACUACUUCCAUGUUUUACUUAUUAGGUCCUAAAUUUUUGUACUAACUAGUCUUAUUCAGUUUAUACAUGGCACGAAUGCAUGUACUUUCCAGCAAAUACAUUGAACGCCAAGACUUAUUUUCAUUGAUUCUGCUUAAAGUUAUAUUAUAGUCCAUAUCUUUGUUAUAUUGUAAACUUUAGUGGAGGGAUUUGUUUGAAAUUGAGGAUCAUUUUAAACAAUAAUAUUACCACGGUUAUCAAUUAAUCAAGUUUUGGUUAAGCCAAGAUUUAUAUCAGAUCAGUACUGCCAUGUUAUUAGGGUGUAAAUUUAAGUGUUACAUUAUAUUGUUCAUCCGUCAAAUUUUACAAACUAUUUCAUAUUCAUAAAUGCUAACUUAACACUACAAAUUGAUUGCAUUUCAUAUAUACAAUUUCCUGAUACACAUUUAUGUAAUUGUUUAGUAGAUCUCCUCAUAUUUUCUGUACACUUUUCUUUGCUUAAGUUGAACAUGCAGUAUUAUCACUGUUAAUUUUGUUGUGAUAUUGAAACAUAUAAAUGAAUAUACUGA
Messenger RNA from Mercenaria mercenaria, 4671 nucleotides. RefSeq lists its product as uncharacterized. Lineage: Eukaryota; Metazoa; Mollusca; Bivalvia; Venerida; Veneridae. Bases 199 to 2787 code for a protein of 862 amino acids. The record is from RefSeq and is a predicted model, not a curated record. The transcript has 23 exons. Gene Ontology annotation, molecular function: cysteine-type peptidase activity; zinc ion binding. Gene Ontology annotation, biological process: proteolysis.